Molecule: messenger RNA, 783 nt
Organism: Penicillium samsonianum
Lineage: Eukaryota; Fungi; Ascomycota; Eurotiomycetes; Eurotiales; Aspergillaceae
Product: cupin domain-containing protein
Exons: 2
Coding region: 1-783 (260 amino acids)
Source: RefSeq, a predicted model, not a curated record
AUGGCUCCCUGCAAACCUCGUACCUUCACAGCCGGUCAGGAUCCGCUGACUAAAUUUGAUGGAGCCAUUUCGGUCCGUAAUCUUCCACGGCCCCCGGACCGCUUGUUCCUUUUUCACGGUAUCAUGAGGCCAAGUCGCGGCAUCUAUGCCAAGCUGAUCGCCACCGGCCAAAAGCCCCCCACACAUUUCCACCCCUCCCAGUGGGAAUUCUUCCGCGUGCUCCGCGGGAACCUUACUAUCGAGUUCAACGGGCGUGCCAUUCACCGAACCCCCAGUGAUGGCGAACUGGCAGUGCCUCCCUAUACCCACCAUGUCAUUUAUGGAACCCCGGGGACGGAGAUGAACGAGGUAGAGUUCGUCGUGAGUGCCAGUGAUCCUGCUGCGGAGGAUGAGGGCGCUACUGUUAUGGACCAACCGUUCUUUGAGAAUUGGUAUGGGUAUCAGGAGGAUGUAUUUCAACGGGGGGAGAAAUUGGAUUUUGUGCAGGUGCUUUCGAUGUUCGAUGCCGGCGGCACGUAUCUGUCUCCGCCGUGGUGGGUGCCCUUCCGCUCGUGGAUCGGGCUCUUUCUGGGCAUCGUGGUGGGCCGGUGGAUCGGUGGACUGCUGGGCUACGCGCCCUUUUAUCCUGAGUGGACGACCGACUGGGAGGCAGCCUGUCAGGCAAUGCAGCAGAGCUGGUUCCAACGUCGAUUUGCGGAUCCACAGGCACAGGAACGAGCACGAGAAAGGUUUCGUGAGCAAUUAGAGCAGGAGGCAUCGGCCAAGGGGCAGAAGUCGGAGUAG